Molecule: messenger RNA, 2583 nt
Organism: Menidia menidia (Atlantic silverside)
Lineage: Eukaryota; Metazoa; Chordata; Actinopteri; Atheriniformes; Atherinopsidae
Source: the annotation of a GenBank genome assembly
AUGAGCAGCAAGGAGCUGACGGUGGGCCAGUCCAGCCAGUAUGUGGGGCCUUACCGGCUGGAGAAGACCCUUGGGAAGGGGCAGACAGGACUUGUGAAGUUGGGUGUUCACUGCAUAACUGGGCAGAAGGUGGCCAUAAAGAUUGUAAACCGAGAAAAGCUCUCCGAAUCAGUUCUAAUGAAGGUGGAGAGGGAAAUAGCUAUUCUUAAACUAAUAGAGCACCCUCAUGUUCUGAAGCUGCAUGAUGUCUAUGAAAAUAACAAAUACCUGUACCUGGUGCUGGAGCAUGUGUCUGGCGGGGAGCUGUUUGACUACCUGGUGAAGAAAGGCAGACUUACCCCCAAAGAGGCCAGGAAGUUCUUCAGACAAAUCAUCUCUGCCCUUGACUUCUGCCAUAAUCAUUCUAUAUGUCACAGAGACCUAAAGCCAGAAAAUCUUCUUUUGGAUGAAAAGAAUAACAUAAGGAUAGCAGACUUUGGCAUGGCCUCACUACAAGUUGGGGACAGUCUGCUGGAAACCAGUUGUGGAUCUCCUCAUUAUGCUUGCCCGGAGGUCAUAAGGGGGGAAAAGUAUGAUGGUCGCAGGGCUGAUGUUUGGAGUUGUGGAGUCAUCCUCUUUGCUCUUCUUGUGGGUGCCUUGCCCUUUGACCAUGACAACCUGCGGCAGCUUCUGGAGAAAGUAAAGAGCGGAGUUUUUCACAUGCCACACUUCAUACCUCCAGACUGCCAAGCUUUACUAAAAGGAAUGAUUGAAGUCAACCCUGAUAAAAGACUGACGCUAGAAGCAAUACAGAAACACAAUUGGUACCAGGGUGGUCGUAAUGAGCCUUGUCCAGAGCAGCCUCCACCUCGUCGGGUGUGUGUGAAGAGGAUCUUGUCAUUAACAGAUCUAGACCCUGAUGUUCUGGAAAGCAUGUACUCUUUGGGAUGCUUUAGAGACCGGGAUAAACUCACACAGGACCUUACAAGUGAGGAGGAGAACCAGGAGAAAAUGAUCUACUACCUCCUCUUGGACAGGAAGGAGCGAUACCCCAGCUGUGAGGAUGAGGACCUGCCGCCUAGAAAUGACGUUGAUCCUCCCAGAAAACGCGUGGACUCCCCCAUGCUGACUCGUCACGCCCGUUGUCGCCCGGAGAGAAAGAGCUUGGAGGUUCUCAGUGUCACAGAACAAGGGUCUCCCACCCCACCUCGCAGGGCCCUGGAGACUAAUGCACACAGCCAAAGGUCUCGUUCAGUCAGUGGAGCAUCCACUGGUCUGUCCUCCAGUCCUCUCAGCAGUCCCAGGAGUCCAGUCUUCACUUUCAACCAAUCAGAGGUCACCUCCACCUCCGCUUCCACCUCCAAAGAGCAAAAAUCAGGAAGUGCCACCGCCCCUCGGCCCACCCGUCCAACGCCUGACCCAAAAACCCAGACUUUACCCUCAAAGGGUCCCGCUGACCGGCCCCAGCUUCACUCCAUGAAGUCCCUCCCUCUCCAGACACCCCGCUCUCCUUCCCCUUCCCCCUCCCCCAUUCUCUCCCCCGUUCCACGUUUCUUCAACUUCCCCUCUCCAUCCAUCUUCAGGUCCAAGAAUGCCCACUCGUCCUCUAACUCAUCUGCCACCCCUCCCCCUGUGUCACAGGUCACGCCACACGGCUCACCGCUGCCCACCCCACUGGGCACACCCGUGCACCAAAUCCAACACCCUUCCUCCACCACCCCUCCCUCCUCCUCUUCCUCGUCUUCUUCUUCCAGAGCGGAUGGAGCCGGAAGCGCCUCACUGUCCCUUACCCCGCCCUCUAGCCCAGGUGGCAGCGGUGGUUUGGCAGCCUCCAGCUCCGCGCACUGGAGAACAAGGCUAAACUCGUUUAAAAACAACCUGCUGGGGUCCCCACGAUUCCACCGGCGCAAACUGCAAGUUCCUACGUCGGAGGACAUGUCUAGUUUGACUCCAGAGUCCAGUCCUGAAUUGGCUAAGAGGUCCUGGUUUGGUAACUUCAUCAGCCUGGAGAAGGAGGAGCAGAUAUUUGUGUUAAUCAGAGACAAGCCACUCAGCUCAAUCAAGGCAGACAUCGUCCAUGCCUUUCUGUCCAUUCCGUCUCUCAGCCACAGUGUGGUGGCUCAGAACAGUUUUCGGGCUGAGUACAAGUCCACCGGAGGCCCCUCUGUCUUCCAGAAGCCCAUCAAGUUCCAAGUGGACAUAGUUUUCUCAGAGGGAGAGAGGGAGCGAGAGAAAGAACGAGCAGAGAAAGAAGGACGAAGGGAGAUGGGAAUCUACAGCGUCACCUUCACUUUACUGACAGGUCCCAGUCGCAGAUUCAAAAGAGUUGUGGAAACCAUUCAAGCUCAGCUCCUCAGUACCCAUGAUCAGCCUUCUGUGCAGGCACUGGCUGAUGAGAAGAAUGGCCAGCUUUCCCGCCAACCCAGCACUCCUUCGCAUCAGAACUCACAGCGUUCCGAAAGUGGAUCAGAACGGGAUGAAAAGGAGCCCACGGCAGACGGGGUGAGCAGUAGUGGCAGCGGGACUGUCUUACAACGUCGAGAGUCGGGAAAAGACAAGACUAGACUCCUUUCAUCAUCCAACGGGACACAGUGUCACCCUUGA